AUGGCCACUCUCCCGCCACGCCGUCGUGAAGACUUCACUGUCGCAGUGAUUUGUGCUCUUCCAUUAGAGUUCAAUGCCGUAGAUUUGGCCCUUGACGAGCUGUGGGACGGUCUUGAGCAUGAUUUAGGUAAGGCUGCAGGUGACGCAAACACCUACACGCUGGGUCGAAUCGGCAAGCACAAUGCCGUCCUCGUCCUACUUUCCGGCAUGGGAAAAGUGAGUGCAGCUAGCGCGACUGCCAGCCUUCGUUCGAGUUUCGGGGGUCUCAGGUUAGCUCUCCUAUGUGGCAUAUGCGGUGGCGUGCCUGAUGCCAAUGGCGAUGGGGAGAUACUGCUCGGAGACGUAAUCAUCAGCAAAAGUGUCGUUCAGUACGACCUGGGGCGGCUAUUUCCAGGCCAGUUUGAGCCAAAGGACACCAUUCACGACACUCUAGGUAGGCCGGUCAAAGAAAUUCGGUCUCUGCUCAUUGCAUUCGAAACCCAAAGGCAGAAGCAGCGGCUGCAGAAGGAAAUAUCCAAAGGUCUAGCGGAAAUCCAAACCAAGGCAGUCGAAGAGAGCUACGAUGUCGACUAUCGUAGACCACCACAUGAAGACGUGCUCUUCGAGCCAGAAUACACCCACAGGCAUCGGAAAGACGUACAGUGCAGCUGCAGCGAAACACAGACCUGUGAGCAGGCAACGAAAGCGACAUGCGAUGAGCUCGGCUGUGAUUUUGGAUACCGAGUGUCUCGAAGACGCCUCAAGAAUCAACGAGUCGGGCAAGAAACCCCUUUUGCGGAGCACCAGCCUCGUGUGUUUAUUGGUUCGAUUGGAUCAGGAGAUACCGUCAUGAAGUCUGGCAAGAACCGAGACCAGAUUGCGAGGGAGCACAGCCUAGUCGCCUUUGAGAUGGAAGGGGCUGGAGUUUGGGACGAAAUCCCCUGCAUCAUCGUCAAGGGCGUAUGCGACUAUGCCGACAGUCACAAGAACAAGACUUGGCAGCACUAUGCUGCGGCAAUAGCUGCGGCGGCAGCGAAGGCACUUCUCGAUCGUUAUGCGCCGGCAGCCGGCCUGAUUGAACAGGUUAAGCAAGUCGAGACGACUGGGUUCUCGCCAAAGUUUCUGGUACCAUACGUCAAAAACCCCGAAUUCGUUGGCCGAGAAGAGAUCCUCAACCGUAUCGCGCAGCUAUUCGGGGACACGCAGACUAGUUUGGUCACUGCGAAACUACGCUCAAGAGUGGCACUCCAUGGGCUCGGCGGUGUUGGCAAGACGCAAAUCGCGUUGGCCUAUGCUUAUUGGCUACAUGAGAUUUCUCCCGAAGUUUCCGUCUUCUGGGUCCACGCCAGCAACCGCCAGCGCUUUCGCCAGGCUUUCACAUCAAUCGCUCAAGUAUGUGGCAUCCCGGGCUACGACGGAAAGAAGGCCGAUACACUUCUUCUUGUGAAACAGUGGCUUGAGAGCGAAAAGAGCGGUUCUUGGCUACUGAUUAUUGACAAUGCCGACGACAAGGAGACUUUCUUUACGGACUCUGGAGAAGACGGCGUUGGCAUAGAUGUGCCGGAACUUGCAUCUGAAGGUGGACUGGGCCACUUCAUCCCUGAGUGUCUCCACGGAUCCAUUCUCAUAACGACGAGGGAUAUGCAGACAGGCCUCAGGAUGACAGCUGGGACUCCCCCAAUCAAGGUCGAUGAGAUGAUCGAUCCUGAGGCUGUUCAGCUGCUACAGUCCUUGCUCCCGAACCAUAAAUUUUCUUCCUCGGAGGCAAUCACGUUAGCGUCUCGGCUUGAGCACUUGCCAUUGGCAUUGGCACAAGCAGCUUCCUUCAUUCUCAAAAACUUCUUGUCCAUCAACGACUAUGUUCAAAUACUGGACAAGAGCGACUCUAGUCUGGUGCGUCAGCUAAGUGAGCCCUUCGCGUCCAUAGGACGGGACUCGAAGACUCCUCAUGCGCUGACGGCCACCUGGCUGAUUUCUUUUCGUCAAAUCGAGCAGCGGUAUCCCUUGGCGGGCAACUUGCUAUCCUUCAUGAGCAUGUUUGAUCGUCAAGCGAUUCCCAAAGACUUUCUCACAGACUACUGCUAUGAGCAGCUGCGGAACAAGUCAGACUCUGUCGUCGACGUGGAUAGCCCUUUUGAGGGGGACUCCGGCAUUGGCUCAGACCAUUGGUCUGAUUCAGCAACCGCCGGUGCCGGUUCCGAUGCCGGCUCUGAUUCCGGCUCUGAUUCCGGCUCUGAGGCCGACUCUGAGACGACGUUGGAAGUCACAAACGCCUUGGGAAUUCUCCAAGCAUUUUCUUUCAUCUCUCAAGCGAGCAAUGACACUUACGACAUGCAUAGACUCGUGCAUUUAGUCACACGGAAACGUCUGUUGCAAGUGUCGAAGGUGCAGAGCUUUUCAAGCGAGGCUCUCAAGAUGAUGGCUCGAGCUUUCCCCUUUGGUAAUUUCGAGAAUCGACUGGUGUGUCUUGCAUAUCUACCUCAUGCCCUGACACUCCUGUCACGGUCAAACCCCCAGUCCGCCAAGGCGAGAAUCCAAACUGGAGAACUACUGUACAAUGUAGCCGGAUAUUUUGACUACCAAGGGCAAUAUUCGGAUGCAGAGAAGUAUCUGACACGAGCUCUGGAACUUCAAAAAGCGGUAUUUGGGCAGGAUCACCCUGAAACUCUCGAGACGAUGAGCGCUUUGGCGUGGGCGAACAUCAGUCAAGAUCAUCCAGAGGAAGCAGUCGAGUUGCUUCUGCCCAUGUUGGAAGCCCAAAAGAGGUUACUGGGAGAAAGCCAUAGACAAGCAUUAUACACGCGCCGUCAACUUGCACAUGCGUAUCUGAGACAGAAGCGCAGCGAAGAGGCAGAGAAGCUGCAUUUGGAGACUCUCGAGAUGUGUGAAGUAGGCGGUGGUGAUGAGGAGGAAGCUUUAGAGAUCUUGGGCGAUCUAUCAGCUGUAUACUAUCAGCAGAGACGUUAUGAGGAGGCAGAACAGUUGCAACUGCGGCUAUUGGAGGGAAGUAGGAAAACAAAAGGAGAGGAUUCUGAGGUCACAGUUUCGACCAUGACAAUGCUAGGGGUUACGUAUACAACGCAAGGACGUCUACGAGAGGCAGAGCAAAUGUUCUCACAGGCGCUCCCUCGAAGCAGGACGCUGAUGGGUGAGGACCAUUAUAGUACGGUAAGACUUAUGGCGUAUUUAGGACAAGUCCACACGAAACAAGGUCGUCUAGUAGAAGCAGAGGAGUUGCUUCUGAAGGCGCUAGACAUACAGAGAUGUACAGAAGACGAGGAGCACGAUGAUACGAUAUGGGCUAUUGCAAACCUAGGACGAGCCUACAAGAAGCAAGGUCGUCAGAAAGAGGCAGAAGAAUUAUUGUUGAAAGCGUUUGAGAUAUGGAAACCCAAGAAAGGCGAAGAGCAUGAAAACACAGCAUGGAUUAUGGGAGAGUUGGGUGGCUUCUAUGCUGAUCAGAACAGACUAGUGGAAGCGGAGGAGCUACAACAGCGAGCGUUGAAAGUGCUGAGAAAGGUUUCAGGGGAUGAACACCCCAGCACUCUAAGGCAAGAGAAUAACUUGGCUUGGACGUGGUGGGACCAAGGUCGAAAAGAGGAAGCGAUUCAGCUCAUGCGUAAGUGCGCCAAGAGUCGAGAAUGUGUUCUUGGUCGAGAUCACAAACAAACAAUCAACUCCUUCAGAGCAUGGUCAAGGUGGGAGAAAGAGAUGGAGGCGGAGGACAACAGCGAGGAUGAGUUGGGGAGCGAUAGCGAAGAUUCCAGCGGAGAUGGGGGAGAUGCAUAUGUAGGCUCCGACGACGAGUCGGACAAUGGCGAAGGAGCACGCCUAUAG
Colletotrichum costaricense is the source of this 3816-nucleotide messenger RNA. RefSeq lists its product as uncharacterized. The coding region runs from base 1 to 3816 and encodes 1271 amino acids. NCBI's taxonomy places the organism in Eukaryota, Fungi, Ascomycota, Sordariomycetes, Glomerellales, Glomerellaceae. Gene Ontology annotation, biological process: nucleoside metabolic process. The transcript is spliced from 3 exons. Gene Ontology annotation, molecular function: catalytic activity; protein binding. The record is from RefSeq and is a predicted model, not a curated record.